Messenger RNA from Talaromyces stipitatus ATCC 10500, 1821 nucleotides. Its product is annotated as tripeptidyl-peptidase (TppA), putative. NCBI's taxonomy places the organism in Eukaryota, Fungi, Ascomycota, Eurotiomycetes, Eurotiales, Trichocomaceae. The record is from RefSeq and is a predicted model, not a curated record. Gene Ontology annotation, biological process: proteolysis. Gene Ontology annotation, molecular function: tripeptidyl-peptidase activity; serine-type endopeptidase activity. Bases 1 to 1821 code for a protein of 606 amino acids. The transcript is spliced from 3 exons.
AUGCAUUUCCCAUUUUACGGCGCAGCUGCGCUACUGAUAGCCACCUUAUGUCUGUUUGGGUCUCCUGUAGCUAGCGAGACUUUUGACCGAUCGGAGGCAGCACCGGAGGGAUGGACGUCGACGGGUGUGCCCUCCGAAGAUCAACCUAUUCGUCUUCAAAUCGCCCUGCAGCAGAACAACUCCGUUGGCUUUGAGCAGGCUCUCCUUGCAAUUUCAACACCGGGUGAUCCUAGCUACGGAAAACAUUUCACCUCUUACGAUCAAAUGAAAGAGAUGCUGCUUCCUUCAACAGAAGCCGUAUCCGCGGUCCGGGACUGGUUGACGUCUUCCGGGGUCACUGAUUUCCAGAGGGAUGCUGACUGGGUUACCAUCCGUACAUCUGUCAGGGUCGCUAACUCCCUCUUGGACGCCAAUUUUACCUGGUAUACAGGUGGUCAACAGUCCGUUCGUAUUCUCCGUACCUUUGAAUACUCGGUCCCAGAUAACAUCGCUCCUCACAUCAGAAUGAUCCAUCCAACUACCGGGUUUGGCCAGGUUCGUGCCAAUCGAGCUGCGUUCCGCUCAAUGCCUUUGAAGUUCGGAACCAGCCUUAAUUCAGCUGCCAGCAACAUGUCCGUCAAUCAAUGUGGUUCCGUUACCACCCCGAGCUGUAUCCAAAAGCUCUAUUAUAUCCAGAACUACACAGCUGACCCCGGACGUGGAAGUAAGAUUGCGUUUGUCAGCUUUACGGAACAAGUGGCUCGCUAUGAUGAUCUAGCUAUGUUUGAGUCUUACCUCGCUCCUUACGCAGUGGGCCAGAAUUUCACAGCCGUGGAGUACAACGGAGGAAUAAACGAUCAACAUAGGAAUGAGACUGGAGAGGCAAACCUCGACCUUCAGUACAUCGUUGGUCUCGCUGCACCCCUGCCUGUUACCGAAUACAUCGUUGGUGGUCGUGGCGAGUUAAUUCCAGACUUGACUGAACCGGAUCAAAAUCACAACUACAAUGAGCCCUUCUUGAAUUUCCUGCUUGAUAUCUUGAAAGUUGAGCAGGAGGAUUUGCCACAAGUUAUCUCAAUCUCAUAUGGCGAUGAUGAACAGACCAUUCCAAAGGAAUAUGCUCUCAUUGUUUGUAACCUCUUCGCUCAGCUUGGAAGUCGUGGUGUUUCAGUGCUCUUAGCAGCUGGUGACUCUGGUGUUGGCUCUGCAUGCCAGACAAACGACGCAAAGAAGCGCGAUCACUUUCCCCCUCAGUUCCCUUCAACAUGCCCCUGGGUAACCUCUGUCGGUGGCACAAACGGAACCCAUCCAGAACAAGCUGUGUAUUUCUCAUCUGGCGGAUUUUCUGACCUCUUCCCUCGGCCUUCCUAUCAGAACGACGCUAUCAAUGCUUACCUCGAAACCUUGGGCGACAGACAGGCAGAAUACUUUGACCUUCUCGGACGUGGUUUUCCAGAUGUAGCUGCGCAGAGCGUCGGUUACGUGAUUGUGGAUAAAGGUAGUCCAACCAUAUCGGAUGGAACAUCGGCCGCGGCCCCGGCAUUUAGUGCUAUCAUUGCUCUUCUGAAUGAUGCUCGUCUCGAGGCUGGAUUACCUGCCAUGGGUUUCCUGAAUCCCUGGCUGUAUAGUGUUGGGCGGCUAGGGUUGAAUGAUAUUGUACACGGUGGAAGUACAGGUUGUAAUGGGAAGGAUCGCUUCGGGGGCCCGCCAAAUGGAAGUCCGGUGAUACCAUAUGCUAACUGGAACGCUACCCAAGGAUGGGACCCAGUCACUGGACUAGGAACCCCAAACUUCGCGAAGCUGAAGGAGCUUGCAUUGGGCCAGGUCUGUAUCGGGAAGUAA